UAGUUUUAGCAUUCAUUGUCAUUGUGGAUAGCAGUUAGUUGUUGAAAGUAUUUAUUGCAUGUAACAUGAUUUAGAAUAGACCAAUCGGAUAUUUAGGAUUUUCUAGCCUCUAUAUAUAGACACCGGUGAUGGCUGUAAAUUCAAUAUCAGUGUGUAGUUCACUCAGUUCGAGGUUGAUACUGACGUUAAAGAUGGGUCGUGUUGGUUUUAUGAGAGUGAGUGUCUUGACUUUGCUUUGUCUUCAUGUUCUUGUAGUGAGUCAUGUAGUUUUUGCUAGGGAUGUGAGGGCUGAUGGUGUUGAGGAAGAAAAGAACUUGAGUGUUGGCAAGGGAGGUGGUUUUGGUGGAGGAUUUGGAGGUGGUAGUGGAGGCGGAUUUGGAGGUGGUUUUGGGGGUGGAGGGGGAAUCAGUGGCGGAUUUGGAGGUGGAGGUGGAGGAGGUGGUGGAAGCGGUGGCGGAUUUGGAGGGGGAAGUGGUGGUGGAUUUGGAGGUGGAAGUGGUGGAGGAUUUGGUGGUGGCACUGGAAAGGGUGGAGGGAUUGGGGGUGGAGAAGGUGGUGGUGUGGGUGGAGGAAUUGGUAAGGGUGGUGGUGUAGGUGGAGGAAUAGGUAAAGGUGGCGGUGUAGGUGGAGGAAUAGGAAAAGGUGGCGGUGUAGGUGGAGGAGUUGGUAAGGGUGGCGGUGUAGGUGGAGGAGUUGGUAAGGGUGGGGGACUUGGGGGUGGUGUAGGAGGAGGUAUCGGAAAAGGUGGUGGUGGAGGAGUCGGGGGCGGAACAGGGAAAGGUGGAGGAGUUGGUGGUGGCAUUGGAGGAGGAGGCGGGAAAGGUGGUGGCAUUGGAGGAGGCGGUGGAAAAGGUGGUGGUAUUGGAGGAGGAGUGGGUGGUGGGCAUGGAAAGGGUGGUGGUUUAGGUGGUGGUAUUGGUAAAGGAGGAGGUAGCGGAGGAGGGUUUGGUAAAGGUGGUGGUGGUGGAGGAGGUAGUGGCAAGGGUGGUGGUGUUGGUGGAGGAUAUGGCAAGGGUGGUGGUGUAGGUGGAGGGACCGGAAAAGGAGGUGCCAUUGGCGGAGGGAUUGGAAAAGGUGGUGGUGUAGGGGGAGGUGUUGGCGGAGGGAGUGGAAAAGGAGGUGGUGUUGGUGGAGGGAUUGGAAAAGGAGGUGGUGUUGGGGGAGGGAUUGGAAAAGGAGGUGGUGUUGGUGGAGGGAUUGGAAAAGGUGGUGGUCUUGGUGGAGGUGCUGGCGGAGGAGGUGGCAUUGGAGGUGGUAUUGGUAAAGGUGGAGGGAUUGGCGGGGGCACAGGCAAUGGUGGGGGAGCUGGUGGAGGAUUUGGUAAGGGUGGUGGUUUUGGAGGAGGUGUAGGCAAAGGUGGCGGCAUUGGGGGUGGAGGAGGUUUCGGUAAAGGUGGUGGAAUUGGAGGAGGAAUAGGCGGAGGUGCAGGAGGUGGCUUUGGGGGUGGUUUUGGUGGCGGUGCAGGUGGUGGUGGUGGUGGAGGCGGUGCAGGUGGUGGCGGCGGAGGCAUUGGCGGACACAACUGAUAAAUAUUAGUUCCUGUUGCAUGGCUCUGAGAUGCUAGAAAAACAAGUGCAUGUGUUUCUGAUGAAAUCAAAUAUCUAAGGAGUCUCACUAGUGAAAUAUGAGUGCUAUCUGUCUCAGUUGUAUUGCUAGCUUCUGUUAUUAACAUCUGCAAUAAAGUCUAGACAAAAAUGUACUUAGUGAUAUGGAAGCUUUUGUAUCGAAACUUUUACAUUGGAGAUAGGACCUAUAUAAUGAGACUCGUAAUUAAUUAA
Messenger RNA from Daucus carota subsp. sativus, 1778 nucleotides. RefSeq names its product glycine-rich cell wall structural protein. The record is from RefSeq and is a predicted model, not a curated record. The coding region runs from base 129 to 1526 and encodes 465 amino acids. The transcript has a single exon. Lineage: Eukaryota; Viridiplantae; Streptophyta; Magnoliopsida; Apiales; Apiaceae.